This is a messenger RNA of Colias croceus (clouded yellow), 3636 nucleotides long. Its product is annotated as unconventional myosin-Ia-like. Gene Ontology annotation, cellular component: cytoplasm; plasma membrane; microvillus. Gene Ontology annotation, molecular function: actin filament binding; ATP binding; microfilament motor activity. The record is from RefSeq and is a predicted model, not a curated record. Lineage: Eukaryota; Metazoa; Arthropoda; Insecta; Lepidoptera; Pieridae. The transcript has 19 exons. Gene Ontology annotation, biological process: vesicle transport along actin filament; actin filament organization. The coding region runs from base 209 to 3505 and encodes 1098 amino acids.
AUUAUAAUAUACUGAUUGAAAUUGAAUACCUAUUGACUGAUACAACCUGCGAUAUGAAAAUAUAAUGCAAUGAUAUUGAAGUUUACCUUUAUACAGAAACACUUCAAUUACUAAAACAUAUUUUUAUGAAAAGUAUCACAAGUUAGAAAAAUGCUACGAAUGAUGCAAAAGCUUAUUGAGUGUACACGGUGAGAAGGGGCGCGGGGCCAUGGCGGAGCCCGAGGCGGCGUCCGCUGGCCUCGCUGACGCCGUGCUGCUGGCACCACUCACCGAGGACUCUUUCCUGCACAACCUGCAUGUCCGCUAUAAAAGGGACAUCAUAUAUACAUAUGUGGGUAACGCGCUGGUGUCGGUGAACCCGUGCCGGCCGCUGCCGCUGUACUCCGCCGAGCUCGUGCGCACGUACCUAGCGCGUCCGCCUUACUUGUUACCUCCGCAUCUGUACGCAAUAACUGCCACGGCAUACCGCUGGGUCCGAGAUCGCAAUGAGAACCAGUGUAUAGUCAUAACAGGCGAGAGCGGGUCGGGCAAGACGGAGGCGGCGCGCGUGUGCCUGCAGUGCGCGGUGGUGGCGGGCGGCGGGGCGGGCGGGGCGGGGGGCGGCGCGCUGGCGGCCGCGGGCACGCUGCUCGAGGCCUUCGGCAACGCCGCCACGGCGCGCAACCACAACGCCAGCCGCUUCGGCAAGUUAUUAGACAUAGAGUUCGAUUUCAAAGGCGAACCCGUCGGCGGACAUCUGACGCACUACCUUUUGGAAAAGGAGCGCGUGGCGCACGUGGCGGAGGGCGAGCGCAACUUCCACGUGCUGUACCAGCUGCUCGCCGGCGCCGACGCGCAUCUGCUCAAGCGGCUGAAGCUGCAGCGGUCGUGGGAGACGUACCGCGUGCUGGUGGGGCGCGCGGCGGGCGCGGCGGGCGCGGCGGGCGAGGCGGGCGCGUCGCCGCGCCGCGCGCCGCCGCCCGCGCCGCCCGGCCCGCGCGACCCGCACGCCGACCGCGACCACUUCGCCUUCACCAAGGCGGCGAUGAACGCGCUGGGCUUCAGCGCGGCCGAGUGCGGCGCCGUGCUGCGCGUGCUGGCCUUCCUGCUGAAGCUGGGCAACGUGCAGUUCGAGCCGCACCACCACAUCGACGGCUCCAUCGGCACGCGCCUGGUGCACGAGUACGAGAUGCGCGAGGCGUGCGCGCUGGUGGGCGUGGAGGCGGACGUGCUGGCGCUGGCGCUGGGCGCCGCGCCGCUCGCCGAGCCGCUCGCCGAGCCGCGCGCCGAGCCCUCGCCGCACGAGGAGUGCGGCGCGGAGGAGGAGUGCGGGUCGGAGCACGGCGCGGAGGGCGGCGCGGGCGCGGAGUGGGCCGGCGCGCUGCGCGACCGCCUGCUGUGCGCGCUGUACUCGCGCCUGUUCAACUGGCUCGUGGGCGCGGUGAACGCGGCGCUGGCGGCGCGCGGCGGCGCGGGGCGGCGCGCGCUCGGCAUCCUGGACGUGUACGGGCUGGAGUCGCUGGCGCACAACGGGCUGGAGCGGCUGCUCAUCAACUACGCGGCCGAGCGCGUGCAGGCCGCCGUCACCGCGCUCACGCUGCGCCGCGAGCAGGAGGAGUACGCGCGCGAGGGGCUCGCGUGGACGCCGCUGCCGUACGCGGAGCACGAGAGCGCGGCCGAGCUGCUGGACGCGGGCGCGGACAGCGUGCUGGGCGCGCUGCGCGAGGCCGCGCUGCGGGCGGCGCCCGACGCCGCGUUCCUGGCGCGCCUGGCGCGGCGCCGCCACCCGCGCCUGCUGGUGCUGCCGCCCGACCGCUUCCAGGUGCUGCACUUCGGCGGGCCCGUGGUGUACAGCGCGCGCGGCAUCGUGGCCAAGAACCGCGACGCGCUGUGCCGGCGCUGCGCCGCCGCGCUGGGCGCCGCGCGCGAGCCGCUGCUGGCCGCGCUGUUCGCCGCCGGCGGGUCCCCGCGGCGGCCCAGCGCGCUGGCGUGCCGGCAGCGCGCGCUCGUGGGCGCGCUCGUGCGCCGCCUGCCGCCCGCGCCGCGCCUCGUGCGCUGCCUGCGCGCCGACGCCGCGCUGCGCCCCUACCGCUUCGACGCGCACCUGCUGCGCCACCAGAUCCGCUCGCAGGGGAUCAUGGACAUGGCGCUGCUGCGGCGCGCGGGCUGGUGCGAGUCGCUGUGCGCGCGCGGCGUGCUGGCGCGCUACGGCGUGCUGGGCGGGCCGGGGGCCGGCGGGCCGGCGGGCUCGCGCGACGAGCCCGUGCGCGCGGCGCGGGCGCUGCUGCGCGCGCUGCCCAUCCCGAGCGCCGAGUUCACGUACGGCCGCACGCGCGUCUUCAUCCGCAGCCCGCGUACGGUGUGGGAGCUGGAGGCGCUGCGGAACGCGCGAGUGGAGCAGCUCGUGACCGCCGCGCAGCGCGCCUGGCGCGCGCACCGCCGCCGCCGCCGCGCCGCCGCGCAGCGCGUCAUCGCGCGGGCCUGGCGCGCCCGCCGCGCGCGCGCAGCCGGCCCGCCGGCCCGCCAGCCCGCCGGGGGGCCCGCCGGCGAGCCGGGCCGGCGCGCGCGCGCCGCCGCCGUGCUGUGGCGCGCGUGGGCCACGUGGGCGCGGCGCCGCUACCUGCGCGGGCUGUGGGCGCGGCUGCCGGCGCGGCACCGCUCGCCCGCGUGCGCCGCGUGGCCGCCGGCCGAGCCCGCGCGGCUGCUGGCGCGCACGGACGCGCUGCUGCGGCGCCUGCACCACCGCUGGCGCUGCCUGCUGUACCGGCGCGCGUUCGACCAGACGGCGCGCAACCGCAUGCGCGAGAAGGUCACGGCGAGCGUGCUGUUCCGCGAGCGCAAGGCGCUGUACGCGCGCAGCGUGGCGCACCCGUUCGUGGGCGACUACGUGCGGCUGCGCGCGUCGGGCGCGUGGCGGCGCGGGCUGGGCGCGGGCGCGGCGGACCGCUACGUGGUGUUCGCGGACGUGGUGGGCAAGGUGGCGCGCGGCGGCGGCGCGUCGCGCGUGCUGGCCGUGGUGUCCACGGGCGCGCUGCUGCUGCUGGAGGCGCGCUCGCUGCGGCUCAAGCGCCGCGUGCCCGCGCACACGGUGUACCGCCUGUCGCUGUCGCCCUACGCCGACGACCUGCUCGUCGUGCACGUGCGCGCGUGCGGCGCGGCGGAGAGCUCGACGGAGGACCUGUCGCAGUGCUCGGCGCGCGAGCCGCUGGACGCGCCCGGCUGCCUGUUCGGGAGCGAGGGCGGCUGGCGGCGGCGCGGCGACGUGGUGCUGCGCACGUGCCACGUGCUGGAGCUCGCCACCAAGCUGUUCCUCGUCGUGCAGAACGCCGUGGGCGCGCCGCCGCACGUCAACAUCGCCGCCGAAUUCGAGGCAAACUUUGGGCAGCAGCUGGUGACGGUCGCGUUCCACGCGGCGCCUGGCGCGUUGGCCGGCGGGCCGGGGCCGGCGGGCGGCGGGCCGGGGGCCGAGCCCGGCGCCGGCGUGCGCCUCGUGCGCCGCGGCAGCCGCCUCGACGUGCUGCUGUAGGCGCCCGCGCCGCACCGAUUGUGUUCGACUCGCGCUUCCUGUCGACGCGUCGCCGACGAUAUAGUGAACGUCGAAUUCGGAUCUAUUCUUUUCGAUUCUCUAUCGAAUUCGAAGCGCGGCCCGAUUCUGUA